Myotis lucifugus (little brown bat) is the source of this 1295-nucleotide messenger RNA. It is a transcript of the gene DHRS7, whose product is annotated as dehydrogenase/reductase 7. The transcript has 7 exons. NCBI's taxonomy places the organism in Eukaryota, Metazoa, Chordata, Mammalia, Chiroptera, Vespertilionidae. The coding region runs from base 88 to 1107 and encodes 339 amino acids. Gene Ontology annotation, molecular function: oxidoreductase activity. The record is from RefSeq and is a predicted model, not a curated record.
AGCGGGAGGCGGCCGCACGGAUCCCGGAGCUGCGGCGCCGCUGGGGCGCGGUCCGUCUUCUCCCGCGGAGCCGGGCGCGCGGCCGCGAUGAGCUGGGACUUGUUGCUCUGGCUACUGGCGCUGUGCGCGCUGCUCGCGUUGGUGGUGCAGCUGCUGCGCUUCCUGCGGGCCGAUGGCGACCUGACCCUGCUGUGGGCCGAGUGGCAGGGCCGACGUCCAGAAUGGGAGCUGACGGACAUGGUGGUGUGGGUGACUGGCGCAUCCAGUGGUAUUGGUGAGGAGCUGGCUUACCAGCUGUCGAAACUAGGAGUUUCUCUGGUGCUCUCUGCCAGGAGAGAGCAUGAGCUGGAAAGGGUGAAAAGAAGAUGCCUUGAGAAUGGCAAUUUAAAAGGAAAAGACAUACUUGUUUUGCCCUUUGACCUGGCUGACAUAAGUUCACAUGAAGUGGCGACCAAAGCGGUUCUGCAGGAGUUUGGUAAAAUCGACAUUCUGGUCAACAAUGGUGGAAGAUCCCAGCGUUCUCUGUGUGUGGAAGCCAGCAUGGACGUCUACAAGGAGCUGAUAGAGCUUAACUACUUAGGAACCGUGUCCUUGACAAAGUGUGUUCUGCCUCACAUGAUCGAGAGGAAGCAAGGAAAGAUUGUAACUGUGAAUAGCAUCAUGGGUAUCAUGGCUGCGCCCCUUUCCAGUGGAUAUUGUGCAAGCAAACAUGCUCUUCGGGGCUUUUUUAAUGGCCUCCGAACCGAACUUGCCACGUACCCAGGUAUAGUAGUUUCUAACAUUUACCCAGGACCAGUGCAAUCAAAUAUUGUGAAGAACUCCCUACGUAAUGAUACCACACAGGCUAUGCAUAGUGAUGCAGACCAGUCCUACAAGAUGGCAACCAGUCGGUGCGUGCGGCUGAUAUUAAUCUGCAUGGCCAAUGACUUGAAAGAAGUUUGGAUUUCGGAUCAACCUUUUUUGGCAAUGGCGUAUUUGUGGCAGUAUAUGCCAACCUGGGCCUUGUGGGUAACAAACAAAUUAGGGAAGAAAAGGAUUGAGAACUUUAAGAAGGGUCUGGAUGCAGAUGCUUCUUAUUUUAAAAUCUGGAAGACAAAACAUGACUGACAGAGUACUUGCAUUUUCAAGCCACUGGAGGGAGAAAUGGAAACCAUGAAAACAGCCAUUUUCUUGUGCACAGAAGACUAACUUGUGAUUUUACUUCUUAAUACAUACAACUUCCCUUCCAACAUGUAAUAAACAACAAAUAAAAGAUUAUUAUGACACUUGCAAUAAAGAUGGUAAUACGUACUACA